Molecule: messenger RNA, 591 nt
Organism: Closterium sp. Naga37s-1
Lineage: Eukaryota; Viridiplantae; Streptophyta; Zygnematophyceae; Desmidiales; Closteriaceae
Source: the annotation of a GenBank genome assembly
AUGGGCGGGAUAAGGUGGUGGAGGAGGUGUGGGCGGCUAGGAGGGUACGUGAAGCGCGUUUCUGGCUGGGGCGCGCAUGUCUGGCUAGGGGCGCGCGUUGCUGGCUCGGGUGCGCGUUCCUGGGCAGAGGCGCGCGCUGCUAUGCCAAGGCGUGCUCUGCUCUGCUGGAUGGCGCGCGCUGCUCUGCUAGGGCGCGCGCUGCCCUGCACGUUGGUGCAUGCUGCGCUGCAGGGGCGCGCGCUGCUCUGCUGGGUGGCGCUCGCUGCUCUGCAGGAUGGCGCGCACUGUGCGUUUCUGUGCUGGGUGGCGCGCGCUACUCUGCUGGGGCGCGCGCUGCUCUGCUGGGUGGCGCGCGCUGUUCUGCAGGGGCGCGCGCUUCUCUGCUGGGUGGCGCGCGCUACUCCGCUGGGGGUUUACGCGCGCUGCUUUGCAGGGUGGCGCGCGCUGUUCUGCAGAGGCGCGCGCUGGUCUGCAGGGGCGCGUGCUAUUCUUCAGGGUGGGGCACGCUGCUUGGCUGGAUGGCGUGCGCGACUUAAGGAAGCUUACUACGAAGCGACGGAGCAACUACAGAGCGACUAUGGGGCGACGUAG